AUCAAAGAGAAAAAAAAAAAGGUACAAUUUUUAUUAAAAAAUCGAUGAAUCAAUAAACUAUAGUAAUGAGAAUACUCCAUGUUCCAUCAAAUUACUACAUUAACCAUAAAGAUAUCGGUGAUCCAAAAGAUUGCCAUUAUCCGUAUUGUCCCCAUUGUAUAUAUACAUCCAACACGAAAUAAAAAAAAAAGUUGUGACAAAAGAAUGUUUUUUUUGUUGCCUUGUUGAUUCCAUUGACUUGCCCAGAAAACAUCAUAACACUUUUCAAUCAGGUGCAAAAUUCAGCCUAUCGACAUAUCGGCAGAUCAUACCUAAUGAUAACAUCAUCUCUGUUGAUUUUGGAAUAUCACGAUGAUCAUCAGGGUCAUUAUCAUCAUCAUUAUCGUUGUUGUUGUCACUUCGCUAUCAGAAUCCGCCAAUAAUCUUCAUGCUACAUCAAUCUUGAAUCUAUGGAUGUUGAUGAAUAUUCUCGUAGUCAUUGAUCAUAUGCUGAUAUUGGUCGAUUCCAUUAUAUAAAUAUUUUCCAUCUUUGUUGCAGCCAUGAACUUGCGCCACGUGUACAUAUCUACCUUCUUUUGCACUCUACAUCUUGAGGCCUCGAAAUAUAACCAAUUCAAUGUCCAACCAGAAUAGUAUCCAUAGAUACCAACCGAGACUUUAACGCGAUUUAGUACUUGAUAUCCACUCCUUGUACGUCAAUCAAUGUAUUUGCUUCCAACCAAUCAUGUAGCACUUGUUCAUAAUGCAACUUGUGAACAUAAUUCUCAAAAGUCACGUCAAUCGUCAUUGCAACUAGAUCCUCGUGUCUUAUAAAUAUCAAUACUGCAGGGAGGAAAUGGUUUUGUUUGAUUAAAAGGCGGCAAAAAGG
This is a messenger RNA of Halteromyces radiatus, 868 nucleotides long. RefSeq lists its product as uncharacterized. The coding region runs from base 352 to 516 and encodes 54 amino acids. The record is from RefSeq and is a predicted model, not a curated record. The transcript has a single exon. NCBI's taxonomy places the organism in Eukaryota, Fungi, Mucoromycota, Mucoromycetes, Mucorales, Cunninghamellaceae.